This is a messenger RNA of Ceratosolen solmsi marchali, 1902 nucleotides long. Its product is annotated as caspase-1-like. Gene Ontology annotation, molecular function: cysteine-type endopeptidase activity. The coding region runs from base 466 to 1704 and encodes 412 amino acids. Gene Ontology annotation, biological process: apoptotic process; positive regulation of neuron apoptotic process; proteolysis. Gene Ontology annotation, cellular component: cytoplasm. The transcript has 7 exons. The record is from RefSeq and is a predicted model, not a curated record. Lineage: Eukaryota; Metazoa; Arthropoda; Insecta; Hymenoptera; Agaonidae.
ACUUUGUUCCAUAAAAUUGGUUUUUAAAUCUAGAGGAUUUCGUAGACUGAAAUAAAAUUUCUGACAAUAAUUAAGCCGAUUUUAAUAAAUUUCAAAAUAAAAUUUCACGAUUUCUUUUGAACAAUCGUGUACGAAUACCCGAUAAUUUAUUAUUGACGAAGAAUUACCGAAGCAAAGUUCUGAUUUGCCGAAAUGAUAAGUCACAAUGAAUUAUUCUCAAUGGGUGAGCGGUACCGCUCCAAACAAAACUCACCACUACUGAUAUAAUAAUGACAAACGUUGAAGGAGUAAGGGGAGGUGAGCCUUGCGGGCUUUUACCGGUAAGUGUCUUGAAUAUUGUCACUCAACCUCGCGACUGUAACAUCGUAUCUUCCUUGUAUUCACAACCCAAACGUUUAUUUAACGGAAAGCACAUUUAUAUCGGAGAUAAAUAAUAGUGAAUGAUAGUAAUUUUAUGGAAAUCAAAUGUGCGAUCCGAAGAAGAGUGACGACUUGAAGAAGACAUGGAAAAUAGACAUGUUCUGUGGAUUUUCUGAAUACGAAAGCCAUUCGGAAAUCGAAGACGAGAUGUCGGACUUUGAGGAUUCGCAUCCACUGAGGACUCCGGGUCGGGGUAAACGUCGUCAACGCGUUAGCGAUGUAAUUGACAGCAUGGGUGAUCGAGGCGACCUUGGAUCACCGGCUAUCUCCGCUCAUCGUGUUACCGCCACCACGACCUCGGCCACCGCCCCAGGCUUCGUCACGCCCCAGAGGACGAGUGCCUAUUGGAACUUGGCGAUUUCACCGGAUCAAGGAUACUCGACCACUCCAGAACUUGAUCGGUCUUAUUCGUCAAAUUGGAGGUACAAUAAAAUCAACUCACACGAUGCAUUUGUACGACGAGGAGAUGAAGAUAAUUAUUCAUUUUCGUCGGUGGAAAUAUUGGGAAAAUUAUCAUCGAAAAAAGAUGCCGAUUGUUACAAUAUGAAUCAUCGAAAUCGAGGAAAAUGCAUUAUUUUUAAUCAUGAACAUUUUGAUAUGGGCUUCGAGACACGCGAAGGUUCAAGUGCCGAUGCACGACGAAUCGAAUUAACCUUCCAAGGACUUGGAUUCACCGUCGAAAUAUGCGAUGAUUACGAACACAGUAGUAUAAUAAAUAAGAUUAAUAAGUUAAGUGAAGAAGAUCAUACAGAAAAUGACUGUAUUUGCAUUUUCGUAUUAACGCACGGAUUGCAAAAUGAUUUUAUCUGCGCGAAAGACGUUGUUUAUAAAUUGGACAGCAUAUGGAAGCCUUUUACUGCCGAUAGAUGUAGUACAUUAGCCGGAAAACCAAAGCUAUUCUUCUUUCAGGCUUGUAGAGGAGAUAAACUCGAUGGAGGCGUUAAAAUGCAACGAUCUGGAACAACUGAGACUGACUCAUCUACUACCUCUUAUAAAAUUCCAACGCAUGCCGAUUUUCUUUUUGCACAUAGUACCGUUGAAGGCUUCUUCUCUUGGAGGAAUCCAGAGGAAGGCACGUGGUUCGUUCAGAGUCUCUGCGAUGUGAUCGAUAAGCACGCCUCAACGACCGACCUCUCCAAGAUGCUGACAAUGACGGCGCGUAAGGUUGCUACGGAUUUCGCUAGCUACAAUAAUCUGGAUCCAACUUUACACGAUCAGAAGCAAGUGCCCUCGGUCACCUCGAUGCUCAUCCGCGACUUGUACUUUUCGUCAAAGAACGGUUAGGGCACGCCUGAUGAAUAGAAAAAUUAUGUACUUUGCUAUUGAGUCCAUAAAGCGAUAAGAUUCGAUUAUAUUAGAUUUGCUCAAUUAAACAUGUUUGCCAUGUCUUAGCCUAAUAAUGAUCUGGUUCGAUGUAAUCGAAUAGAAAUGAGAUUAGUGAGAAGCAUGAGUUCUCAAAACUGAUAAAUAUGUUUCAUAAAU